ACAUUAGUCGCGCUGAUAUAGAAAUUUCAUCAAGUUUUUAGGUUACGUGAGCUGCUAGGUCACUUAGAGCAUUGUAGAUUGGCAGGGGUUGGAUUUCGUAGAUACAGAUGCAUUCAGAGUGGUUGAAUUGGGGGGAAUUGGUUGGAAGUCAAACCAAUCGAAUUUCCCCUAACCAAUUUGCAACCCAACCUGAAUCCAGCCAACCGCACAGCACCACAUUGGUUGGAGUUCCAACCAAUUGACUCUGGGGGUCAAAGAAUCAAACCCCCCAAAACCGCACACAACCCCAUCCCAACUAGAAAACCCAACCAACUCCCCACUCAGGCCCCACUCACGACCCACUCACCACACCAGAACUGUUAAAGAUUUGGCACACCUCAUACUCCCUCCCGCAACUCACUUUUUUUGAAGCACUAUCUAGGUCGUAGGCUUAGUAGCCCAACAGGGUAGAAAAACGCGGGUAAUACUACCCGCUUUUCAAGGAAACCGGGUCGGGUAUACCCGGACCCGCCAGGCGGGUAUUAAAUUACCCGCCCCCAAAUCCCCGGUCCGGCGGAGAGGCGCCUGGGGCGGGCUGCCGCGACUCUCGAGGGCUUGGUCCGCGCUGUCGCCCAGCCCCAGCAUGCUCUGGCGUAUUCCCCGCAGCUCCCGUCGUCCCAGCAGUACCAGCAGGCGCACCAGCAGCCCACGCGUUUCCCCCCGCCUCAGGCGCCUGCCCAGGUGUUCCCUCCACGUGCUGUGACGUCCCCCCUGCUCCCCGACCGUCAGUACCACGUGCCGCCCCUUCUGUCUGCACCUCCACUGCCAGUCCUCCCCUCUGCCGGUCCCUUCGAUCCUCGUCAGUUGAGCGUGCAGUCCGCGGAGACACUGCCGCCCUGGCAACCAACGCCCCUGGAUGCAUCGGUGGUAGGAUGGCCCCACGGCCAACCGCCGUCGGCGGCACCAGCGUCGUUCGGCGAACGGGCAACGGCGCCCUUUGUCCCCCCUCGUCGCGCGCUGGCGUCGCCGACUGGAGUUGAGGGGGGGGCAGAAGCAGCGGAGAUGGGGGGGGCUGAGUCCACCGUAUCGGCGAGCGUAGACUCGGCUGCAGCUGUAGACAUUGUUGGCGGCGCCGUGUCAGCGCUGAUGCUCCUGGGGGACUACUUGAAGGCCCUGCUUGAAGAGGCUGGAGCGGACCAAGUCGCAUGACGGGCUCCCGUCGUGUGUAGGUCCUUGUUGGUGAAGUGCGCCCUAGCGUGAGCGCUCUGGUAAGCUCGGUGAGGCUCUCCAUGAUGGCCCGCCGAUUGUAGCGCGGGCAGGUUGUAGGUGCUGUAUGUGUGCCCUUGCCGUUGUCCUAGUUGAUAUUGUAUCCUUGUGUACUUGCCUCCCCUCACGCGCGGCCGAAGGCCGCCGACGCGAGCCGCCACCAAGGGUGGGAGAAGAUAGAGAACUGGAAACUAAACAAGGAGAAUGAGC
Molecule: messenger RNA, 1455 nt
Organism: Closterium sp. NIES-67
Lineage: Eukaryota; Viridiplantae; Streptophyta; Zygnematophyceae; Desmidiales; Closteriaceae
Source: the annotation of a GenBank genome assembly